GCUACCUUACCUUACCUUUGCACGCCCUGACAGUCCGCUGCCGAAAUUCGCCCAUCACAAUAAUCUCUCACUCCGCAUCAGAUAUUGCAUCACUCUGAACCCUCAAAUCACCAAAUCAUCAUACCCUCUUCGCCUUGCCUGUCCCUGAUUGCCAGCCUCGUCGCAUCAAGCUACCCAGCCACUGACAGAGCCCUCGACGCAGUACGCAGUACGCAGUAGUGCAGCCCGAUCGGAGCCAGUCCUACGGUUACUCCGUAUUCCGUACAGACACUCCCGUCCUGUCUGUCCCAUCUCCCACCAUCUUCCAUUCUGACUGGGCCAUCAACUGCGACCGGCACCGACCGCCGACCGACCGACUCGACUUGACCUUCCUCGACAUCACCACAACCACCACCACAACCCACUCCCCUCUUCACCCCGUGAGACGUACAAAGAACCAUCGCAACAACGGCAUCGACGAACACAACCUCAACCUCUGGCGCCAAACACCGCACCACCUACUAGUACUACAGCACCGCAUCCAUCUCCUCUCCAACUGGCGAAGCAACCUACCUGCCUCCGACGACAGCUCCUCCCUUCUUUCUGUCGACCGAAUCAUCGACAUCUGUUCAUGCAAACAUCACCAUCGCCACACCAUCAAUAGCCUUCCCACCUGUCCUCGGAUGCGCUUUGCAUCUUCCUGCUGCUAUGGCACUCCAGUAUUCAGCAGAGGUCCUCAUUCACCUGCGAGAAUCACCGCUAUGCAUCAAACCAUCUGCUUUACCGCCCGCUGAAGAAUGGAUGGGGCCACCUCCCGAUAACAAUCGAACCCAGACCAACGUCACCAAACCCACCACUGACAGAAGAAGCCACGAUAAUCCCUUGCUUGAUCAGACAAAUCGUCGCCCUGGCGUUGACCGCCACGUCUCGCGAAACAGCGCCAACCCCGAAGACAUUAUUCUUGGACCUCCUCGGACCGCCUUCGCCUCUGCGACCCUGCGCAAUGGCAAACCUUUUGAUAAUGAGAAGGGCCUCAAGGACGCUGACUCGCCCAGUCGCUUCAAUUUCCGCAAUCGCAACGGUGACACCCCCGAAGGCGACCGCUUCCGCGAUUCGAGAAACACAAACUUUGGUCGUCGUCGCGGCGACGGUGAUCCACAGGAUCAGGAGGGAUGGAGUACAGUGAAGCCGCGCAAGAGCUUCGGGCAUGAGGGCGCCGAGCGCUUCCAAGGUCGCAUGGGCGCUGGUGGUGGUGAUAGGCUUCCCAAUGAGCGCCGUCCCCGUGACCGCGACGACCGCGAGGGCCCUAGAGACCGUACCCACCGCACCUUCGACCAUCACGACAAGGAGCAUGACCAUGAGGAAGCUGAGCCGCGGCCCCGCAAUGGCCUUAGCAGGGGCAAGUCGGAGCCCUGGUUCAAGAACGACAACAGCACCGCCAGUAACAAUACCAACAGUGCCAACACUCCUGAGAAGCCUCCUUUGACGGCUCGCGAGCGCAUUGACCGGGCCAAGAGCUGGAGAGACCGGAACCGGGAGGCUGAGCCCGUCGAAGAAAAGAGCACUGGCAGGAACUAUGAGCGUCGCUGGGAGCGCGGCGAACAUAGACAAGAGCGAGAGCCCGAAUGGUUCGAUGAACCUGCCGGAGAAAAGGCAGGAGGCCACACGGAAGAGGAUUUCAAGAAAUUCAUGGAAAGCAUGAAGGCAAGUCGCGACGGUCCUGCCGAGGACAAAGCGCCAGCUGCCGCAGUCGAGGCUGCAAUCAAAGCCGAGCAGCCAGCUGUUGCUUCUGCACCCGCUGUGGAGAUUGGCCCCGACCAAUUCUUCCUCAAGUUCGCUUCUACUGCUGGCUUGGACGUCAGCUCCCCGAGCGAGCCCAAGAGAGAGACUCCUUCCAAGUCUAAGGCAGGCGGUGGCAAGUCCUCUCGGUUUACCUCAUUCUUCAAUGCCCCCCAAGAUGACCCCACCCAACGAAUGAAGACGGAGCCUUCAACGCCCAUGGCAGGCCUUCCUUUCGGUGGCCCUGAUCUAUCUGGGCCGGCUCCCGACAAUGAGAAGCAAGCUUUCCAAGCAUUGCUCAUGAAGCUGCAGCGUUCAAAUCUUCAAUCAGCCACGCCACCUGCUUCCCAACCAUUCCAGGAACCUCCCCCGCCUGUUCGCGAGCAUGCUCCUUCUAGCUCCGUCGCCUCGCCCGAGCCAUUCCAACAGUAUGGCGGCGAGCGCAGAGAGGACCCCCGCCCUCGCAUGCCGCAGGGAUCCAUGUCCAUGUCAGAUAUUCUUGCCCCGCGUCCAACGAUGCCUCACCAGCAGCAGCCGCCUGCUGCUCGUCAAGACCAACUGCUCCAGGAGCUAGUCGGACAACGCCACCAGGCUUCAAGCCAGGGAUCCGGCCGAAUGGAACCAAACCAAGGCCGCAACAUGAGCAACACCGAGUUCUUGAUGAACUUGAUGAGGAACCAGCCCGAGCCCCCACGAACGGAACAGCAACUCCUCAUGCGCAUGCCGCAACCUCAGCGCGCCGCUCAGAUCCCGCAUGCUCCAGACCGCGAGCCCGACUUUCAGCAGGGACUUCCGCAGGGCGGCCGUGGUACUCAGCGCCAGAUGCGUGGUCAAGGCCCGCCUGGCUUCAUGGAUGAGGGUUUCCACCACCCUGAGCCAGAAGCGCGCAUGCAACCCACGCAGAUCUUGCAACGUCCGCCCCCGCCUCCCGGUUUGGAUCAAAUGAACCCCAACUGGAUCCAGCAGGGCGGCGGCGGUCCUCCCAUGCCCCCUCAACAGAGAUCCAUCAUUCCGCCUCCUGGUCUCGCUGGUGGUCCUGGCCGCAAUCACCCAAUGGCCGCUAUGUUCCCCCCGAACUUUCCCCCUGGAGCCUUCCCUCCCCCUGAGGCCAUGGCAGGUCCCCCGCCACGCAACAUGCCUCCUCCCCCGGGCUUCUUCGGUGGACCCCCUCCCGGAUUUAUCCCUCCUCCCGGAAUGCCUGGCUUCCCUGGUCCGGGUGGACCCGACGGUCAUGGCUUCCCCUUUGACGGACGUAUGCCUCCCGGCGCCGCUCAGGCGUUCCGGAGACAGUAAACUGCCCACAUUAUGGGAAUAUUAUCGGCCUCUUUAGUAGAGGCUAUACUUCCGUAGCAUUUCAGCUGCUACAUUUACCUUGCUCGAGUCUCUCACCAAAUGUUCAGAUGUGUGUCUUUGAAAAGGGCAUGUUAUGAAACACUAUAAACGUAAAUGUCGGUAUAACGACAUGUUGCUUGUCGGAUUUGCUGGACUAGCACCCAACCACUCACCUCGAAUACCAGACUUAUCCUCAAAUGUGGGAGGAGCCCAGUCUAUCAGCUUCGCACGGGCGAGGCAUCGCCUCAACUACCUCGAUGAGGUUAUACGUUUAUGCGAUACGUUUCCUACGCUCAUGAGUGGAGGGAACUAACAACUAAGCAGACAUGUUUGUUUUGGCUCAGGCCCUCAACGGAAGGGCUCUGUGUCCUCUCAGAAGACAAUGGUUCUCGGCGAUGGUACAAUCAAGAGCAGAAAACAAGGGUGGCGAGUUUCUGAGGAAGGGGGGAGUGGGAUAGGAUAUCCCUCAUGUUACCUUUAGUCUACCGCGG
This is a messenger RNA of Colletotrichum scovillei, 3581 nucleotides long. RefSeq lists its product as uncharacterized. Lineage: Eukaryota; Fungi; Ascomycota; Sordariomycetes; Glomerellales; Glomerellaceae. The transcript has 3 exons. Bases 688 to 3051 code for a protein of 787 amino acids. The record is from RefSeq and is a predicted model, not a curated record.